UGACACUUUUGGAGUCACCCGUGCAGAAGAACUCUGAAAUUUCCCACAGCAAUCAAGUAUCCACUCUGUGCGCUCGGCGUGAUUGACACUCUCCGGGUUUGCUUUGUGCGUGGAUGUCGAGUGGCCCACUGCUGCAAAGAGCUCAGAAAAGAAGAGAAAGCCAGGCCCACAUUAACAGCUCCACUUUCGAGACCAAUGCACGCUUGUAAAGAAAGGAAAAAAGUGCCAAGCAGCCACGUUACGACAGAGCAUAUGUUAGCUUUGAGCUAGCCAGUAGCUAGCUAGUGGAGCAGCGGUCAGUGCAUGGCUACGCAGAGACUCUUGACUCUCUCCCACGCAGACUCUUGACAUGGGGAGUAAAAUGUCCUUCAGCAGAGGAAGCAGUGACCAAAAUACAGUCUCUGAGUUAACUUCUGUGACACCUCAUCCUCGCAGUUCCAUUCAUGCUCCUCCGGACUGCAAGCAGACACCUGAAGACAAGAGAUGCACUGAGGAAGAGCUGGACCCCAGCUGGGGAGAGGAAAUGAAAUUAGCAGAACUGACUGAAACUGCCCGUGAGUCCCACUCAUCAGGUCACCUGGAGUCUGAUGGCCAUGCUAACUCUGAAACAGUAAGCAGAACAAACAGUCGGCAGAGUGAGUGCACAUCAUCGCAGGUAGGGAUGGAAGCAGAGCCUCAAAUGACACCUGCGAAUGUGUGCAGCUCAACAACAGACAGUCAUGGGCAGCCCGUGGAGGUCCGCAGAAAACGCGGGCGCCCUCGUAAAGUAAAACCGCUGCUGACUGAAGAUGUAAAAGAUGCAGGUACCAUUGGUCUUAAUGCAGUUCAACAUAAGGAGAUCAGCACAACAAUACCUUUGCCAGCAUGCUUAGAAAACCACAACAGUGGUCAUGUGCCUAACGCUGUAGAUGGUCCUUUAAUCAAUAAUUCUGGUCCUCAUACUGUCUCUGAUGGUAAAGUAGAAGACAGUGUCCCUGCACUGCCAAAAAGAAGAAGAGGAAGGCCAAAAAAAUCAGAAAUCGCAGCUUUUAAAAAUACCUUUGUUAAGGCUGCUGCUGCCAGUGCCCCUGCUGCUUCUGCUCAUGCUAAUAAUAUUAACGGUCCAGCGCGGAGGCUGAGGAGUAGAGGGGAGCAGCAGCCUGCGACACAAGAUGGAAAGACUGAAUCUGAUAGCAAGGUAGAGCCCAAGCAAACUGAACUGACUCCUUCAGAAAGUAGUAAAACAUCCAACUUACAAGGUGUCAAAAGAAGAAGGUCUAAACUCACUGAUCAGCAAGUUCCAGCUAAAGUGUCCAGGCUGGAUGAUUCCCAGGAGGCCUUGUCAGUGUUGAGCAAUGACACAGGUUGUGGGGAGAGAGCAGAGACAGAUAAGCAGGUGGAACUUAACACUGACAAACAAGAGGCUGAUAUAGAUGGAAAGGAAGGCCAGUGUUCCCCACAGCUUGGUGAAGGACAAGAAGAACAGACAAAUAAAAAGGAGGAUGCAUCACCACAAAGAAAACUGCGUUCCCAGGUGGCACCUGAGCCUGAAGUUAUUCCCUCAGAGGAUUUGAACAGUCUAAACUUGGCAAGUCCUACACAAAGUGAUGAACCUAAAGUAGAACAGUUAGUGGGCAUGAAUUGCAACGAGGAGCCACAAUCAAAAAGCAGUCUUGACUCUCCAAAGGAUGCAAACUUGGAGAAUACAGAGCCCUCUACCACUGACAUAGUAACAUCCUCUGAAGAAACACCUAAACCUGUUGGGAGCCCCCAUGCUGUGAAAACUGAGAAUAUAGAGGUAGAGCUGGAUCAUUUAAAUCCUGUCGUAGAGCCGAACAGUCCUAAGUCUGUAGAAUACAGUGCCAACACCACAGUUAAAUCUGAGGGUCAGAGCACUCAGCGAAUAACUUUCAGGCGCAAGAGAGGCGGCAAGAGAAGGAGGAGGAUAAGUAAUGUUUUGGUACAGACAGAGAAACUUCCAGAGGGCCAUGAAGGCAGCGCCGCCACUCAACAAAAAGUAGACAGUGGUGAUGUGGACAAGGAGCCAGAGUCGACUGCUAAUGCAAAUGUUGUCUAUGCUAAAAAAGGGAGUAAAACUCUGUUGAAAUGUGGUUACUGCGGCCGCACGUUUAAAUUUCUGUCUCAGUUCAUCAUCCAUCAACGGAUUCACACAGGAGAGAGACCGUUCAAGUGUCCUGAAUGCGACAAAGGUUUUAGCAAAAACUCAAACUUAAAUCUUCAUCUCAAGACACACAGAAAGAGCAACAUAUAUCAAAAAUGCCCAUUUUGCAAGAUCAAAUUCUCUUGCUCUGAGUAUGCCUCUCAUAUGGAGAUGCACGCACAUGAGCUGGCUCAGGACUUAGAGAACAACAAAUCCGAAAUCCGGAGCAGGGGCAACAACCAGGAAGACUGUGAGGGAUUUCACACACCAGUUUCGUCAGAAAAGAGAGCAAGAAAAGUGUGCCAGUACUGUGGUAAAACAUUCCCAUUUCAGUCCGCCCUCAUAAGACACGUGCGUGUCCACACAGGGGAGAAGCCUUACAAAUGCGAUAUAUGUGGCAAAGCUUUUGGUCAGGCCUAUUUCCUCCGUGUUCACGAGCUGACACACUGGUCUGUGAAGCGUUACAACUGCACGCGUUGUGAAAAAUCAUUCACUCAUUAUAGCAAUGCAAAAAAUCACACGUGUAGACCUGCGGGAAGCGAUGAUGGCCCCCAGUCCAGCAGACGCGUAAAACCUUCACUAACUUAUACGUGUCACAUCUGCAAGAAUGUCUUUGAUCAUUUGCAGGAGUUCAACAGUCACAUGAGAGCACACACUGGUGCGAAGCUUUAUCGCUGCUUGUAUUGUGACAAGCUGUUCGGUGUGCUGUCUGAAUUUAACACCCAUCGCAAUCAGUGCAGAGGAGAGAGAAACGCCUCCAGCUCUGAGAUAAAGGAGGAGGAGACGAUGUCGUUAAUACAGUAUACAGUGCCUGCUCUGAGGUGUUCAUCAGGACAAAAUUCAGCAUCUUCUCUCACAGCUGCAAACUGCGAACCACAGAAAAAAACACUACAAACCAGCCGCAAGAGACGCAUUGCCAACCUAAAGAAGCCGUUCCAGUCCACGGUCAUACCGGCUCACCAUCUCUCACACCUCGUGUCGAAGUUAAACAAACUAGACAACAGAUCGGACCCCAGGAAAUAUCUAUGUCCGAGUUGCGGGCGACUGUUCAGACACAUGGGCAGACUCCGAGCCCACAUGCUCACACACGCCCCAGGUCAAAGUUAUACUUGUGCCUGUUGCGGCAAGACUCUAGAAAACUGGCAAAAACUGUGGCACCACCAGAGAAUCCAUCGACAGAGACGCGGCCGCUUCACUUGUCCUCAGUGCGGGCAAGGUUUUCGGUUUGUAGAGCCUUACAAGAAACACAUGAGCGAGCACCCAGAAUUCCAGUGGGUUCAGGUCAGGCCUAAGAAAGUGUUUCUGCCUUAUCAAUGUGAGCAGUGCAGAUGCAGAUUUAAGACUCUAGACUUGCUGUUCAAUCACCAGAUCUGCCAUUCCUCAACACAAGACAUGCACAAGGACUCUACUUUUGAUUUAUCUAUAGAUGAUCAUACUACACAAACAAACAAGAAAACAUUUAGCCCUUCCACCAACAACCAUAUAGCAACAUCACAUCCUGAUCCUGGAGACAGGAGCUCUCCUCUGAGCCCCUUAUCUAGUUAUCCAGACCCAGUUACUCAAGAUUCAGCUCUAGCACCCAUGAUUUCUCUUGUCCAAAACCAGGGUCUUGAUUUGGGUAAAACUUCCCAGCGCCCCAGCAGUACACAUUUAACCCAAGAUAGAGAACCCAGCCAUGACAGAACAGUUGAAAAUGCACUCGGGAAACCCAUCACACCUUUGAGAACUGUGAAAAGACACACAACCCAAAAUGCCAGCAUAUCAAACGAAGAGUCUUCAGACGGCAUUAAAUGUGCUGUGUGUGGUAAUGCCUAUCCUGCCAUUUCAGACCUUUAUCACCACUAUUUGCAGCAUGCCAGAGGCCAGGUGUAAUAACCUAGGUGAAUGGGUUCCCCUUCUACAUCGACUGUUUUACAUUGUUUUACACAGGGGUCCUGCAGUAGAAAAUAUAAAAACAUUGUCUGUUACAUAUCUGGAAAAGCUAGGAAAACUCUUUAUUCAGAUGAUUUGUUCACAGUUUCCAAAUUAUGACGAAAAACUGAAUGUACAAAUACUCACACUUCACCUAUUUUCAUUAACUUCAUGAAGCAAUUUAAGACAGAAACCAUUUAGCUGUCUGUGGUUUCUAUAAUUAAAUUUCUGUCAAUCAGAAAGAACAGAAGAGAUGUAGAUGGAGAGAAAAUAUAAAAUUGGUUACAGGAGGAUUGUACUGGUGUCAGGGAGAUGCCCCAGAUGUUUUGUACAUUCAGUGCAUUGAUGAAGCAGCCUUGGAAUAAUGUAAUUGGCUAUAUAACAAUGUAUUUGAACACAGAAAUUGUACUGUAUGUAAAUGAUCAAUCAUAAAACACCAGAAUACAGUUAGCAAAUAUUUAUAUGUGAAAUAAUCAUUUAAAUAUUGCGAAUCAUCAUUUAUUUUUGUUCUACUGCUACCUUUUUUAUUUCUACUUGGAAAAGUACAGUGUCCAUCCACAGUGUGAGAAAAUCAGCCACUGAUCAGACAUCACACUGAAUUAAUUCAUGAACUCUAAAGUUGUGUUUGGCAAAUCUGACCAAAAAAUGAUUGGAACACUGCAACAAUAAAUUCAGUUUAUAGUUUAUAUUUUAAAUGUGCUGAUUUACCCAUCAUGUCAUCCAUGAAUAAUAUGACCAUUUAAGUGAGUAGUCCAGUAUAGUUUUUCAAGUUUUAAACACUCAUCAGAAUGCAUUCAUUUACUGUGUGACCACUGUGAAUUUAAUAUCAAAAAUCAACAUCAUGAAUGUCUGUUCUUGACUAAUACAAGUCAAGCUGUUGCGAAAAAAUGUGUUGUACUGAUUGCAAAUUUGGUCUACAUCAAUGACAUGCAUCUGCCUUCUGUAUUUAUAUUUUGAAGGUCAGUGUCAGCUUCUGUUAUGCACAUGUUUGUCAAAGAGUUUGCUCUGUUGUGGACUUGUAAUAUGAUGGCUGAAAUCAAGUGACGCUAAAUUUUCCAGACAAUGUACUGACAAACGCACAUUCCACAACCUGCCUCACCAAGUGAGUUUUGUUGAACAUCCAUCGCUGUUCACUGCUUCUGAAAAACUACAUUUUCGUGCUUUGAUGUCAGGUCUGAUUUUGUUGAACUCAUGAAAAAAAGACAAUUCAAAAUAUGUUUCCCACGUGGACAGCCUGAUCUGUUGUAUAUAUAGUUUUAUGCAAUAGUUUGUCUUAAGAACAAUAAAGAUCACUUUUGUAUUCACA
This is a messenger RNA of Lates calcarifer (barramundi perch), 5357 nucleotides long. RefSeq names its product zinc finger protein 184. Bases 350 to 4012 code for a protein of 1220 amino acids. Gene Ontology annotation, cellular component: nucleus. Lineage: Eukaryota; Metazoa; Chordata; Actinopteri; Centropomidae. Gene Ontology annotation, molecular function: DNA-binding transcription factor activity, RNA polymerase II-specific; RNA polymerase II transcription regulatory region sequence-specific DNA binding. The record is from RefSeq and is a predicted model, not a curated record. The transcript has 3 exons. Gene Ontology annotation, biological process: regulation of transcription by RNA polymerase II.